AUGGAUCAGCAUCUCCACACGGCCCAGCAGCCCCUAUGCUUGGGGACUCCACAGGAGGAUGUUUUUGCAGGACCCUCAGUAGAGUCUGACAUGAUAGAAUCAUCUCUUCAUAGCAUCCAGAAAUUUGUUCCUACAGACUAUGCCAGCUACACACAAGAGCAUUAUCACUUCGCAGGCAAGAAGAUCAUCAUUCAAGAAUCCAUUGAGAACUAUGGCACAGUGGUGUGGCCAGGGGCUACAGCUUUGUGUCAAUAUUUAGAAGACCAUACAGAAGAAUUAAAUCUCGAAGAUGCUAAAAUACUUGAAAUUGGUGCUGGACCAGGCCUUGUUUCCAUUGUGUCCAGUCUUUUAGGAGCUCAAGUCACAGCAACAGACCUGCCUGAUGUUCUAGGAAAUCUUCAAUACAAUAUUUCAAAAAACACACUAGAAUGCACAGCCCAUCUACCUGAAGUGAAAGAACUGGUAUGGGGGGAAGACCUGGACCAGAAAUUCCCUAAGUCGUCCUUUUAUUAUGACUAUGUCCUGGCUUCUGAUGUUGUCUACCACCACUACUUCCUGGAUAAGCUGCUUGCUACCAUGGUGUACCUUUCCCAGCCAGGCACUGUGGUGCUUUGGGCAAACAAAUUCAGAUUUAGUACUGAUUAUGAAUUUUUAGAUAAGUUCAAGCAAGCUUUUGAUACCACUCUCUUGGCUGAACAUUCAGAGUCAUCAGUCAAGCUCUUUAAAGGAAUAUUAAAAUGGGACUGA
Molecule: messenger RNA, 747 nt
Organism: Rattus rattus (black rat)
Lineage: Eukaryota; Metazoa; Chordata; Mammalia; Rodentia; Muridae
Gene: Mettl21c
Product: methyltransferase like 21C
Exons: 4
Coding region: 1-747 (248 amino acids)
Biological process (GO): peptidyl-lysine methylation
Cellular component (GO): cytoplasm; cytosol
Molecular function (GO): protein-lysine N-methyltransferase activity
Source: RefSeq, a predicted model, not a curated record